CCGGUUGUAGAGGAGGCGGCGCCGCCGAGCGGCCAUUCUAAGUUUUAGGGCUUGGCGAAGUGGGGCUAUUUGCUUUGGCGAUGGCAGCUAGCGGGAUUUCAAAUGUGCGCGUGGUAGUGGUCGGGGAUCCUGGAACAGGGAAGUCCAGCCUCAUCGUCGCCGCCGCGGCGGAAUCUUUCCCCGACAAGGCGCCGCCAGUGCUGCUGCCGACGAAAUUGCCGCCAGAUUUUCUUCCGGAUCGGGUUCCUCUUACCAUCAUCGACACUCCAUCCAGGCCAGAGGAUCGAGAACUCGUUGAGCAGGAAUGCAAGAAGGCCGACACGAUCGUGCUUACUUAUGCUUGCGACCAGCCUUCCACUCUGGAGAGUAUCCAGACGUAUUGGCUUCCGGAGCUUCGAGCUCUCGAGGUGAAAGUUCCGAUCAUCGUGGUGGGGUGUAAGCUCGACUUGAGACAGGACAAGGAGCCAAUGCUGGAGCAAGUCAUGGCUCCUAUCAUGCACGACUUUCGCGAGAUUGAGACAUGCAUCGAGUGCUCGGCGUUGAAACGAAUACAGGUUUUAGAGGUUUUCUAUUACGCCCAGAAAGCCGUGUUACAUCCCACUGCACCACUCUUCGAUCAAGAGACGCAAAGCUUAAAGCCCAAGUGCAUCCGAGCUCUCAAGCGGAUUUUUAUUCUCUGCGAUCACGACCGCGACGGGGCUCUGAAUGACUCUGAGCUGAAUGACUUUCAGGUCAGAUGUUUCCAUGCGCCUCUUCAACCUCCGGAGAUUGUUGGGGUGAAAAAGGUUGUCUCCGAAAAAAUGCCGGAGGGUGUCAGUGAGAAUGGCCUCACCUUGACCGGAUUUCUUUUCCUUCACGCACUGUUCAUUGAGCGAGGCCGUCUCGAGACUACGUGGACGGUUCUACGCAAGUAUGGGUACGAUGACGAGCUGAAGUUGAGGGAGGAUUUGCUACAAAAUCCUUCUUUUAAACGUGCUCCUGAUCAAAGCGUGGAGCUCACCGAAAGGUGUCUCGACUUUUUGAAAGGGGUGUUCGCUGCUUUUGACAUGGACGGAGACGGUGCCUUGAGGCCACAGGAGAUUGAGGAGCUAUUCUCUACGGCACCUUCGAACCCUUGGGAGGAAGACCUUUCCGAAGGCAGUGUUGAAGUGAACGCGAUGGGUGGCGUGACGUUGAACGGAUUCUUGUCUCAGUGGUCCCUUAUGACGUUGCUGGAUCCUGUGAAAAGUCUGGGCCACCUGAUCUACAUCGGGUACCCGGCGGACCUUACGUCAGCGUUUAGGAUUACUCGCCGGAGGCGAUUGGACCGAAAAAAGCAGCGCUCUCAGCGCACUAUUUUCCAGUGCUACGUGUUUGGCCCAAGAGGUGCUGGAAAAUCUGCGCUGCUAAAUGCUCUCAUCGGGAGGCCUUUCGCUGACACGUCUCGCUCAACAGAGGAGGAUAGAUUUUCUGCUAACAUCGUCGAACAGACCAGGGGGACGAAAAAGACACUCGUCUUGAGAGAGAUUCCAGAAGAGCAAGUGGCUAAUCUCAUGCAAACCAAGGAUGCUUUAGCUCCUUGUGACGUCGCAGCGUUCGUGUAUGACAGCUCCGAUGAUGCCUCCUGGGAACGUGCCUCGGAGAUCCUUGUAAAGGUGACGGCGCUUGGCGAGCACAGUGGAUAUGAAGUUCCCUGUCUUCUCAUAGCGGCUAAAGACGACCUGGAGCCAGAUCCUCUUGCCAUCCAAAACUCUGCUCGGGUGUGCACAGACAUGGGCGUGGAAGCUCCAAUCGCAGUGAGCAUGCGGCUGGGAGACAUUGGCAACUUGUUCCGCCGGAUCGUGGACGCUGCGGAGCGUCCGCAUCUGAGCAUCCCCGAGACGGAGGCUGGCAAGAGCCACAAGAGCUUCAACCGUAUAGUCAAUCGCUCGCUCACCAUAACUGCAGUCGGGGCAGCACUGGUGUUCUUUGGAAUCGCCGCAUAUAAAACUUACGAGUACAGGAGGAGAUCUUCGUCGAGUUGAUCGUGAUAUGCUCACCCAAAAAGAUGAUAUAUCAGUGAAUCACGAGAAUAUAUAUUCUUUUGAGGAGCGUUGUUUUUCAAAGGCCCGGGGAUUCGAUGAUAAUGGGAAGAGAGGUAGACAAAAGUUUCUAUACAAAAGUUUUUGCAGUUUACUGCCUCUUUUUAUAUGCAAAAUUGGACAUUUGUUU
Messenger RNA from Selaginella moellendorffii, 2190 nucleotides. Its product is annotated as mitochondrial Rho GTPase 1. Gene Ontology annotation, molecular function: calcium ion binding; GTPase activity; GTP binding. Gene Ontology annotation, biological process: mitochondrion organization; small GTPase-mediated signal transduction. Gene Ontology annotation, cellular component: mitochondrial outer membrane. Bases 81 to 2003 code for a protein of 640 amino acids. Lineage: Eukaryota; Viridiplantae; Streptophyta; Lycopodiopsida; Selaginellales; Selaginellaceae. The record is from RefSeq and is a predicted model, not a curated record. The transcript has 14 exons.